AUGACAGACCAACAACAACAACCCACAGAGCCCACGUCUCAGGAAUCCAGCACCUGGAAAAACGAAGAAAAAUCAGCGAACCCUCCAUCCUCGUCGGACUCGACGUUGAAAGACCAAGAAAAUACAGGCAGCAACAGCACUAACUCCAAAUCGAUCGAUUCAUCGAAGAAUGCCGCCGACGAACACGAAUGGAUCGAGGGGAUCCCCUUGCUUAUGGUGCUGGUGGCGGUCACACUGGUAGUGUUCUUGAUGCUGUUGGAUAUGGCGAUUUUAUCGACGGCUAUUCCCGAGAUCACGAGUCAGUUCCAUUCGUUAGAUGAUGUUGCCUGGUAUGGCAGUGCGUACACAAUAUCAAGCGCUUCCUUGACGCCAUUGACAGGGAAAUUCUACUCCAACUUCAAGUCCAAGUGGACAUUCCUUGGCUUCUUUACCAUUUUCGAACUCGGUUCUCUUCUCUGUGGAGUCGCCAAUUCCUCCAAAAUGCUGAUCGUGGGGCGAGCUAUCGGUGGUAUGGGAGGAUCGGGCAUGGUCAACGGGGCUUUGAAUAUUGUCGCGGGCGCGGUCCCGAUGCAUAAACGUCCUCCUCUGAUUGGGGUUAUGAUGGGAUUUGGGCAGCUGGGGCUUGUUCUGGGUCCUCUCAUCGGCGGUGCCUUUACCACAUACUCGACCUGGCGUUGGUGCUUCUAUAUCAACCUCCCAAUUGGCGGCCUUGUCGCUAUUCUCCUCGUCUUUACCAAAAUGCCCGAGCAAAAGCCCAAACGUCCCGCCAUCGACGUUCUCCGAGACUCGUUCACAAGAAAGUUCGAUCUGUUGGGAUUCGCUCUAUUCGCCCCGGCUGCCAUUCAGCUGCUGUUGGCUCUACAAUACGGUGGUCAUCAGUAUGCUUGGAAGAGUUCAACUGUCAUCGGACUGUUCUGCGGCUCGGGAGCCACAUUCAUUGCGUUCUUCAUCUGGGAGUGGCGGGUAGGCAACGAUGCCAUGAUCCCACUGAGCAUCGUGUGCAAACGCAUCAUCUGGUGCAGCUGCAUUCUUUCAAUGAUGUUAUUUGGUAUCACAAUGAUUGUGGCCUACUACCUGCCUAUUUACUUCCAGUCGGUGCGAGGGAAAACCGCGAUUAUCAGCGGUGUGGAUCUGUUACCCAAUAUCCUGGGUCAGUUGUUCCUGGCGGUGGUAUCGGGUGUUAUGAUGGGAAAACUCGGCUACUACCUGCCCUGGUCGAUCUUCGGCUGCGUGCUAACCACCAUCGGAAGUGGACUCCUCAGCACAAUCUCCCCCACCACUUCGACAAAAGACUGGGUUGGAUACCAACUGCUCAUCGGACUGGGUCGAGGAUGUUGCAUGCAAGUUCCUAUGGUCGCCGUGCAAAACGCCGUCGUCGCCGAAGACGUCUCCCCAGCAAUGGCCAUCCUCACCUUCAGCCAGACAUUCGGCGGUGCCAUUUUCCUGGCUAUUGCUGAGGUCAUCUUCGCUGAGGGUCUGAGAGAGAAGAUCCCGAAGUAUGCGCCCACCGCCGACACAGCGGAAGUCAUUGCCGCAGGGGCUAGAAGAUUCCGAUCCAUCUUGAACGAGGAGCAAUUGGCCGGGGUGCUGAAGGCAUAUUCGAAGAGUAUUGGUGAGAUCUUCUACAUGGCGAUCGCCUUGGGAGGCAUUGCGCUCCUGGUGACAUUUGGUAUUGGAUGGAAGAAUAUCAAAAAGGGGGGAAACGAUCAAGCCAAGGAGAACCGUGAGGACGGCGUAUAG
Messenger RNA from Aspergillus tanneri, 1740 nucleotides. RefSeq names its product MDR family MFS transporter. Lineage: Eukaryota; Fungi; Ascomycota; Eurotiomycetes; Eurotiales; Aspergillaceae. Gene Ontology annotation, biological process: transmembrane transport. Bases 1 to 1740 code for a protein of 579 amino acids. Gene Ontology annotation, molecular function: transmembrane transporter activity. The record is from RefSeq and is a predicted model, not a curated record. The transcript has 8 exons.